Messenger RNA from Canariomyces notabilis, 1367 nucleotides. RefSeq names its product NAD(P)-binding protein. Lineage: Eukaryota; Fungi; Ascomycota; Sordariomycetes; Sordariales; Chaetomiaceae. The transcript is spliced from 3 exons. The record is from RefSeq and is a predicted model, not a curated record. Bases 246 to 1187 code for a protein of 313 amino acids. Gene Ontology annotation, molecular function: oxidoreductase activity.
UACAUGAAGUAGAAGUUUAUGGAACUCAACUAAAACAUCGCGACAAUGAUCCCAAGCGACAACCAGCAUUACAUAAUCCAAGGGGCUGAACACAGUGAUGCCCAAGGACAUUUCGUGUCUAUAAAGCUAUCAUAGGGUGCUUACCUGUAAGCUUCAAAGCUUGAACAACUCGCAUUCACAAACCGCCUUUCCGAUCCUAAAGAUUUUGGUAUAUCAGUAUCAUCACAGCUGCAGCGUCGGUCACCAUGAGCCACGGGCAGCGAUUCCCUUCAGUAGCCGUCAUCGGUGCAACCGGAAAUGUCGGCCGCCUCAUCCUCAAGGCCCUCCAGGAAGCUCAGCCGGCAUUCCAGUCCAUCAUCGUUCUCACCCGCUCUGCUGCCUCAGCAUCUGACAUCCACGGCCCCAACGUCCACGUCCGCACAGUCGACUACUCGUCGCGGGAUUCCCUCGUAACCGCCUUCCGCGGCGUCGACGCCGUGGUGUCGGCCAUCGCCACGCAGUCAGUCGACACCCAGAAGCUCAUCAUCGACGCGGCCGUCGACGCCGGGUCGGUCCGCUUCUUCAUCCCCUCCGAGUUCGGCCUGGCCAACACGCAUCCUCUCCUGAGACGCGACUUCCCCAACAUCUUUGCCGACAAAAACGUCAUCCAGGACCACCUCGAAGCGUACCACCGCCAGGGCAAACUUGACUACGCGCUCAUGUUCGUCGGUCUGUUCCUGGACUGGGGAAUGGACGGUUUCGUGCUCGACGUCAAGAACAAGAAGGUUGCGCUCUGGGACGAGGGUGAUCGUCCCGUGUCCAUGACGACCAUGGCCAGCAUUGGGCGGGCCGUCGUCGGCGUUCUUGAGGGCAGAUUGCCAAACGGCCAGAAGGAAGUGCGCGUCAAGGACAUCAACAUUUCGCAAAAGCGCCUGUACGAGCUAGCUGCUGAGGUUGUUGGCAAGGACGGGUGGGAGGUCAGCAGGAUUGACACGGCGCAGGCGAUGGCGGUCGCCUCGGAGAAGUUGGCCAAGGGCACGGCGGGUCUGGAUGACAUUUAUGCGUUUGUCUACCGUGCCUCGACGGCGCCCGAGUAUGGCCAGCCGUGGGCUGAGGACGAGGAUGACAGCGAGAAAGUCGGGCUCAGGCCUUGGACCGAGGACGAUGUGAAGGACUUGAUUUGCGACAUUGCCGGACUAAAGAACUGAAGUAAUCCCCGGGUAGAACUUCAACUUCUUCGAGGUAACUGAACUUAAGGUGACUUAAUCAGCUCGUGUGUCGGUUUAGCUCUGGUCAAAAGGUUAAGGGGGGACCGUUUCUAAGUACCUAGGUAAUUACUAUACAUCUAAGGCUACCUAGGUAGUUAUAAUAAAUUAAGAUUACUUGAC